AUGUCGUCUUUAUCUUUUACAGCAUCAACUAAUAAAUUAAGUCGGGAAGAUUAUCGCCGUCAAAAAGAUCUUGAGGCGGCAAGAAAAGCUGGUACUGCUCCUGCAGAGCAAGAUGAAGAAGGAAAAGAUAUUAAUCCUCAUAUCCCUCAAUACAUCGCCAAAGCGCCAUGGUAUUUAGACACUGGACGUCCAACUUUAAAACAUCAGAGGUUUCUUCCUAUUGAGGAAACAAAAGAUAAUAGUCAAUGGUAUGCACGUGGUCUUCGUGCUGGUCCAGCUGCAACGAAAUUUAGAAAAGGUGCCUGUGAAAAUUGUGGUGCUAUGACUCAUAAAACAAAAGAAUGCAUGGAUCGUCCAAGGAAAACAGGUGCUAAAUGGACUGGUCAAGAUAUAAAACCUGAUGAAAUAAUUCAAGAAAUUGAUUUAGAUUAUGAUGCUAAAAGAGAUCGCUGGAAUGGUUAUGACCCAUCUGAACAUGAAAAAAUUUAUGAAGAAUAUGAAAAAAUUGAAGAAGCAAGACGUAAAAUGAAAGCUAAUGAACUUGAUAAACAAAUUAAUACAAAAACGAGAACUACUAUCAGAAAUUUGAGAAUUCGUGAAGAUACUGCAAAAUACUUGAGAAAUUUGGAUAUAAAUUCUGCUUAUUAUGAUCCUAAAACUCGUUCUAUGCGUGAUAAUCCAAAUAAAGAUAUCGGUGCUGAAGAUAGUUUUUAUGCUGGUGAUAAUUUUGUACGUUAUACAGGAGAUGCUCCAAACAUGGCAAAUCUUCAGCUCUUUGCUUGGCAAGCUUAUGAAAAGGGUACUGAUGUUCACUUACAAGCAAAUCCUACUCAAGGUGAACUAUUACAUCGUGAAUAUCUUCAAAAAAAAGAAAAACUUAAAGACACUAGCAAAGAUUCGAUUUUGGCAAAAUAUGGUGGUGAAGAACAUUUGAAUGCUCCACCAAAAGAAUUGUUAUUGGCUCAAACUGAGCAAUAUGUUGAAUAUUCAAGAACCGGGAGAAUAAUAAAAGGCCAGGAACGUGCUGUAGCAAAGUCAAAAUAUGAAGAAGAUGUCUUCAAUAAUAAUCAUACUUCUAUAUGGGGUUCAUAUUGGGCUAACGGUAAUUGGGGAUAUAAAUGUUGUCGCUCUUUUAUUAAAAAUUCAUAUUGUACUGGCCUGGCCGGUAUCGAAGCUGCAAAUGCUUCUAAUCUCUUGACUGCCUCAGAGAUUAAAAAUGAAGAAGAGUCUUCAAAUAAAAAAUCCCUUGUUGAAAUUCACGCAGAAAAUAUGAAAAAAUCAAAAUCUAAAAGCGUUGAUGACACGAAUAAGCAUUUAAAACGUAAGAAUCUUGGUGAAGGUGAUAUUCAAUUGGACGUUAAAAAACUUAAAAAGGCAUUGGAAGAAGAAGAUAAACGAAACAAAAUAAAGAAACCAGAUUUUAUUAUCGACGAUAGAAAACGACCUUACAACAGUGCUUUUAUGGGUAAUCAAGAUAAAAUUGAAUCUGAAAUUACUGAAGAGGAGUUAGAGGCAUAUCGAUUGAAAAAACAAUCUUAUGAGGAUCCCAUGGCAAAUUAUGUUGAUGAAGAGGAUUAA
This is a messenger RNA of Cetraspora pellucida, 1578 nucleotides long. The record is from the annotation of a GenBank genome assembly. Lineage: Eukaryota; Fungi; Glomeromycota; Glomeromycetes; Diversisporales; Gigasporaceae.